ACCAAUUUUACCAAUUUCACAAAUUAUCAAUUUACAAAUACUGUGAUUCAGUAGAGAUUGUGAUAGUUCUGAAUCUUGGUGUAAAUCCACUUUUUAACCUGAUCAACUUCUUCUUCAUCUUAAACUUCAAGUUCAAUCAUGGCACCUCAAACAGUUCCUUGUCAAUACAAAACUGGUCGAACACUUGGUCAAGGUACCUAUGCCGUCGUUAAAGAAGCUGUUCAUAUUCAUACCGGUAAGUAUUAUGCUUGUAAGGUUAUCAAUAAACGACUCAUGGAAGGUCGAGAGCACAUGGUAAGAAAUGAGAUCAAUGUGCUCAAAAAGAUCUCAGCUGGUCAUCCGAACAUCGUCACCCUUCACGACUAUUUCGAAACCAUGAACAACCUUUACCUAGUCACCGAUCUUUGCCAAGGUGGUGAACUCUUUGAUCGGAUCUGUGCUAAAGGACAAUACUACGAACGAGAUGCUCGUCAUUUAGUCAGAACUGUUUUGGGUGGAGUAGAUUAUUUACACGAUCAUGGGAUCGUUCAUAGAGAUUUGAAACCAGAAAACCUACUGUUUCGUGGACCAGAAGAUGAUUCAGAUUUAAUGAUUGCAGACUUCGGACUUUCGAAAGUAAUCGACGACACAAAGUUCAACGCCCUCACCACCACAUGUGGCACACCAGGUUAUAUGGCACCUGAAAUCUUUAAGAAAUCGGGUCAUGGAAAACCCGUGGAUAUUUGGGCAGUAGGAGUUAUUACUUAUUUCUUGUUGUGUGGUUAUACUCCAUUUGAUAAAGAUAAUAGUAUUGCAGAGAUCCAAGCUAUCUGUAGUGCAGAUUAUAAAUUCGAACCGGUUGAGUAUUGGAGAAACGUUUCGGAUACAGCACGUGAAUUUAUUGCUCAGUGUUUGACGGUUUCUCCUGAGGCUAGAAUGACCUCUCAGAGCGCUUUGGCUCAUCGAUGGCUUUCGUCUGAUGAACCUGGAGUAGUAGAUCCAAGUUCUGAAAGAGGAGAGACCCAAAACUUACUUCCACACCUUCAACGACACUUUGAUGCGAAAAAAACAUUUCGAAAAGCUAUUGCUACGAUUCGUGCAUCUAAUAGGUUUAGACAAGGAACUGGUUUACCUGGAGCUGCUUCUUCGGGAGAUGUAGAAGAGUUGAUGAGACAGGUACAAGUGGGUAAAUCAGAAGCGGCUGCUGAAUCUGAAUCGGUUCAAGAAGUAUUGUCUCAGAGUGAGAAAUGAGUGAAUGAAGAAAUUAAAGAAAUCAGUGAAUGAGAAUGAGAGAUGUGGUUGAUUGAGAUUUGUUGGAAGAAGAAGAAGAUUGGAUGGGAAUGGGUUUGAGGAAGUGGGUUGGGUUUGAGUUUGUGUUUGAUUGAUUGAAUGGAUGGGUUCUUGAUUGAUUAGGAUGUUGGCUAGUUUGUAGUUGUACCAUGGACAUUGAUGAGAAAAAACUACAAAUGUCUUGAGAUUGGGUGCUGAAUAUAUAUCAUAUCAUUUGCUUGUUCUG
Molecule: messenger RNA, 1495 nt
Organism: Melampsora larici-populina 98AG31
Lineage: Eukaryota; Fungi; Basidiomycota; Pucciniomycetes; Pucciniales; Melampsoraceae
Exons: 9
Coding region: 139-1230 (363 amino acids)
Biological process (GO): protein phosphorylation; cellular response to oxidative stress
Molecular function (GO): calmodulin binding; ATP binding; calcium/calmodulin-dependent protein kinase activity
Source: RefSeq, a predicted model, not a curated record